GAAGCGGUAGAGCGGGUUGGGGCGUUAACUGUCCGUGAAAACAAAGAGGGGGAAAUGAAAAUUGUGACACAGGGCGACGACACAGUUGGUGAAUAUGGAGAAAAAGGCAUUCAAUUCUCAUCUUGUCGUCUUCGUAAACCUUCAAAACUUAUGCUUUAAUAGGGCCUUAACCACUCUUCACCCCCAACUAUCCUUAUUUCCUCUUCUCUCUCCUUUUUUCUUUUUAAUCUUCAAUUCCAAUCCCUCCCUGUUUUUCCUUCCAUUUCCAUCGUUCUAUUAGCUUUUCUGCUCAGAUUUAAGGCUGACCCACAAUGCUUUUUCCCAAAUCUCUGUUCUAGUGUGUUUCAAUUUCACGAUUUCUUUUGAUUACAGAUAAGAAAUCUGAUUUUUCCGAUUUCUGUGAUAUUUGGAGAUGAAGCGACUAGUUCCCGAUGGCGAUGGGGAGCGGAAGAUGGGGAAAAAACUCAGGGUGGACUCUGUGGAUUGUGAAGGGGGAGGAGGAGGAGGAGGAGGAGGCGCCUCCGACAGAACUGGGUUUGUCAAUUUGGAUGAUAAUUUGCUGUUUGAGGUUUUUAAGCAUGUGGAUGCGACGACUCUGGCUAUGGCGGCGUGUGUCAGCAAGCAAUGGCACAAAACGGCGGAAGAUGAGCGGCUUUGGGAGCUGAUCUGUACCAGACACUGGGCCAACACCGGCUGCGGCAACCAACAACUCCGAUCUGUAGUUCUAGCCCUCGGUGGCUUCCGUCGCCUCCACUCGCUCUUCAUCUGGCCUCUUACCAAGCCCCAAGCCCCCUCCACAUCUGCCUCAGCUUCCUCCUCAUCGUCGUCGUCGCCUUGGUCUACGUUUCCGGCGAUGAUUGGGUCGAAGCCACCGACCCGUUGGGGGAAGGAUGAGGUCCAUCUCUCGCUCUCACUUCUCUCGAUUCGGUACUACGAGAAGAUGAAUUUCAGCAACAGAGACGAAUGAAUGGUCUGGCCUGGAAAAUUCACUCCAUUUAACCAUUUUCCUCGAGAUUAGGCGAUGAUUGAAGUUUCCCUUUCAAUGUGUUUUGGAUUUGAUCUGGGUUUUUCUUUAUCUUUUCUUAUUGUCCUUCCUGGGUUAAUUAGAUCUGUAUCCGGGUCGGGUGUGUACUUCAUAAAUUCCUAACUUGUGUAUCUGAUUAUAUAGUUAUCAUAUAUAUAUAUAUGAAUGGAGAAGCAAAAGAUUAAGUGGGUUUUGUGUUGAAA
Molecule: messenger RNA, 1227 nt
Organism: Cucurbita maxima (winter squash)
Lineage: Eukaryota; Viridiplantae; Streptophyta; Magnoliopsida; Cucurbitales; Cucurbitaceae
Product: F-box protein GID2-like
Exons: 1
Coding region: 413-967 (184 amino acids)
Biological process (GO): regulation of gibberellic acid mediated signaling pathway
Cellular component (GO): SCF ubiquitin ligase complex
Molecular function (GO): protein binding
Source: RefSeq, a predicted model, not a curated record